Zeugodacus cucurbitae (melon fly) is the source of this 3246-nucleotide messenger RNA. It is a transcript of the gene rdgC, whose product is annotated as serine/threonine-protein phosphatase rdgC. Gene Ontology annotation, biological process: detection of stimulus involved in sensory perception. Bases 554 to 2896 code for a protein of 780 amino acids. Gene Ontology annotation, cellular component: nucleus; cytosol. NCBI's taxonomy places the organism in Eukaryota, Metazoa, Arthropoda, Insecta, Diptera, Tephritidae. The transcript is spliced from 14 exons. The record is from RefSeq and is a predicted model, not a curated record. Gene Ontology annotation, molecular function: calcium ion binding; protein serine/threonine phosphatase activity; protein binding.
AGGUGCGAGAAAGCUUUAUUUCCAUAACAUAUAAACAAAAGAAACCAAAAAAAUAAUAAAAAAUUAAAAAAAGAAAAAAAUAUAUAAAGAAAUGUAAGUGCGAAGAGCCCACGCGCGCAAUCUACAACAACGGCCGGUCAACGGCACGCAGGUGUCUUUACACCCUAGUUGACCACAAGAGCGCCCACCUGUUCCUACACGCGGCCAUCAAAGCAGCGCACCACCAAACGUCACUCACUAGUACUUAAGAGUGACAUGAAACCAAAAAAGUUGUAAAGAACACCAGAAUUACAAGAAAAUUACACAACAAAAGAACCAGAAAAGCACACACAACUCAUGACCAUGCGGCAUAAAUGAGUGCACACACAACGAAACGCAGCCAUAAGUAGUUACAAAAAUAAAGAAAAAAAUAUACAAAUAUUUCUACCCACAACACAUAGCUACAUAAAGUAAAUAAACAAUAAAAAAAGACAAUAACAAGCGCACUUACGCACUCCCACACACACACACACAGCCACCCACACUCACACUAGCCCUAGUGGUCCCUAGCACAAUGCUGCGUAGCUGUGUGUGUUUGGGUCGUGGCGCGAAGCGGCGCAGCUCCUCGUUGGAGGACACCUCGUCGUGUCGUUCGUCCGAAAUUGAACGCGUCGCCAAACGUAUGGAGACCAUGACCGUCUAUACGAAAACCACAGCGACGACAAAAACGACAACCACAACAACAGGCAAAUUGCAACAGCAACAACAACAGCAGCAGCAGCAGCAGCAACUGUUGCAACAAAGCACGGAUGGCGGACAACGCAGCGCAACUUCCAGUCUAUUGCAGUUCUUCCAAUCGAAAACGUGGUACCGGCAUUGGCGCAAAACGGAACGUUCGAUGAGCAUGUCAAAGACCGAAAAAACUUUGCGAGCAGCUUUGCUCAUCCAACGAUGGUAUCGAAAAUACAGAGCGCGCAUGGAGAUGCGUCGUCGUUAUACAUGGACUAUAUUUACAAAUUUAGAAUAUGCCGGUGAAAAUGAUCAAGUGGAGUUAUACAACUUCUUCAAUGCACUGCUCACACACAUUCCCGAAGUUGCCGGUGCCCACCGUCCGUCGAUGCAACGGGAUUCAGAGAUGUCAUUAGCUUCAGAUGUUUAUUUCGAUGAGUCAGAUUUCAAUGAUGAUGGCGAAUAUCGUUCGGAUAAGAACUAUGAUGGACCACAUUUGAAGUUUCCGUUAACCAAAAGGGACGUAGUGUCGCUGAUUGAUGUCUUUCGCAAGAAAAAGUCUGAUCGCCUAUUGGCCAAAUAUGUGGGUGGUAUACUAAAAGAGGCUGCAAAUAAACUAAAACGACUUCCAAAUCUCAAUCAAGCAUCAACGGCGAUAUCUAAACAGGUGACAGUCAUUGGUGAUUUACAUGGUAAACUGGAUGAUCUGUUGGUGAUUCUCUAUAAGAAUGGUCUUCCCUCAAUCGAAAAUCCCUAUAUCUUCAAUGGUGAUUUUGUGGAUCGUGGUAAAAAGGGUCUUGAGGUCUUCCUGCUGCUGUUAGUCUGCUUUCUUGCCUUUCCCGGUGCCGUGCAUUUGAAUCGCGGCAAUCAUGAAGACUCUGUGAUGAAUGCACGUUACGGUUUCAUACGCGAGGUGCAACAGAAGUAUCGGCGCAAUGCCGAGAAAUUAAUGAUAAUGAUUGAAGAAGUCUAUCGUUGGCUACCGCUGGGCACCAUCGUUAACAAUCGGGUGUUGAUUGUGCACGGCGGCAUAUCGGACACAACGGAUUUGGAUAUGAUCAGGAGCAUCGACCGCGGCAAGUAUGUCUCGAUUUUGCGACCACCUAUUGAGAUGGCUGGCGAGGAUGGCAUCGAUAAAGUCGAAUGGAAACAGAUCUUCGACAUAAUGUGGAGCGAUCCUCAAAUCAACGCAGGCUGUAAGCCGAAUUCAUUACGUGGUGCUGGCACCUAUUUCGGUCCCGAUGUAACCAAAAAAUUCCUAGCAAAAUACAAAUUUAAAUUCCUUGUGCGUUCACACGAAUGUAAACCGGAUGGACAUGAAUUCACACACAAUGGGCAGGUGAUAACAAUUUUCUCAGCAUCCAAUUACUAUGCGGUUGGUUCAAAUAAAGGCGCCUACCUAAAGUUCGGUCCACAAUUGGAUACACAAUUUGUGCAAUAUAUCUCAGCGGCAUCGAAGACAGCACGGCUAUCAUUCCAACAGCGUGUGAGUAUUGUGGAGAGCUCAGCGUUACGUGAGUUGGGUGUGCGAUUACGCGACCGCAGUGAAUUACUAGAACGGGAGUUUGCGAAAUUGGAUCCCAAUAAUACGGGCGGUGUGACAGUCUCACAGUGGUGCGACACAAUGGAGCGUGUGACGCAAAUGUCGCUGCCAUGGCGUUUGAUGCGCGACCGUUUAGCGCCGUCAUUUUCACCAAGCGACCCAAAUAUUGUAAACUAUAUGAUGACCUUGGAGUUACUGGAGACAGAUGUUAUAGUCGAAGAAGCUGAAGCUUCUACAAGUGUCACCGAUGCGCUGUACAAAAAUAAGAGCAGUCUGGAAGCAAUAUUUCACAUACUGGACAAAGAUCAUUCGGGUCACAUAUCCUUGGAUGAGUUUGGUGAAGCUAUCGAUUUGCUGCGCAAAUAUAUGCCAUCGGCUGGCUCCAAGAAAGAGCUAAUGAAUAUGUGUCAAAUGAUGGACAUAAAUAAAGAUGGCUUUGUGGAUCUCAACGAAUUUCUGGAGGCAUUCCGUCUCUGCGAUCAAGCACGCAAAAGUCUACAAACAAAGCCCAGGCCGCCCAGACCUUCAGAUUCAUUGCGCGUUGCCGAACUCGCUGAACAACUUUCUAUACAGAAAUUUACGGAAGAGCAAGAUAUCGAUCCGCGCGAUCAUGUGUCCGAGGUACACAGAGAGAAUCCCAAAUAAAAACAAAAAAAAAAAAAAAAAAACUGUGAGUGACACACUAACACAAGUACGAGUAUGAGUACUCAUAAGUAGAGCUAACUUACUAACGGUGGAAGCACUAACAACCUUUAGAGUUGUAGAUAAAUUAAAAAAAAAUGUUAGAUAUAUAGUUAUAUAUAAUUUGUAUAUAAACAAGAGAACUCUUAUGAAUUAAUUUUAGUUAAUGAAAUGUGAAAUGUUAAUUCGUAGGAAAUUUCUAUUAUAUAUAUAUAAUUUGAUUAAGCACCAACCAACCUGCAUACAGAUUUACCUACUGUGAAUUAUGUAAAUACAGCGCGCUAGAAUAUUGCAUUAAAUACCGUUAUAUUAUA